Messenger RNA from Drosophila eugracilis, 549 nucleotides. RefSeq lists its product as uncharacterized. The transcript is spliced from 4 exons. NCBI's taxonomy places the organism in Eukaryota, Metazoa, Arthropoda, Insecta, Diptera, Drosophilidae. The coding region runs from base 1 to 549 and encodes 182 amino acids. The record is from RefSeq and is a predicted model, not a curated record.
AUGUCGGUGGGCGCCACGGGUCUCGAGAAUCAACAAUCGACUUUCGACAAUUCACAAGCGACGAUCGAUGUGCAAUCUCUUUUCAAAGUUACCAAUAUAAAAUGCGAGUGUUACGAUAGAAGUUUUUGCGACUUUUCGCAGUGCGAAUUAAAGGUUUUGGGUCGUGGAGAAGUGGGAGUAUUCAUUCAUGCCAAGAUGCAUCAGCUACCAUUGAAGAAAGUGCUUUUAAAUCUAAGUCUAUUUAGAAAAUUCAGUGGAUAUCGGCCCUUCAUGUACAAUGUCACUGUAGAUUUCUGUGAUUACAUCCGAAAUCCGAAAAGAUUUCCUUGGUUUGGCAUAGUACACGACGCAAUGGUCAACUUUACUAAUGCGAAUCACAGUUGUCCUUAUAAUCAUGAUAUUAUCGUAUCAAAAAUGGUCUUAAGUGAUAAAAUGCUGGAGAAGACCCCUUUUCCAACAGGAUCGUAUAUGUUCCAACUUAUUGCUGGCAAUCCCAAAUGGCAGGGCAUUACACAAAUUAUGACAGAUGUUGUUGAAGUUGAGAGAUAA